GAACACCAGAGAAGCAGUUGGAGACUAACCUCAAGAGUUCGUAGGAAGAAAAGAGAAAAAAAACAAAAAACGGUGCCUUAACUUAACCAUUGCUUCAACACUGUCACUGCAAGAAGAAAUGGCGACAGGAGACUAUGUCAAUUCACCAUUGUUUGAAAGGAGGAACAGAGGGGAGAGGAGAGAAAAUAACCAUUCAGGAGAGUCCAAACUGUACAGAUUGGUUGGGGUCAGCUUCGGCCUGCUGUGCAUCCUACAGUCCGCUCUCAAUGUUUCUCUUCGGCUACACGCCGUUGGCUUUUCUGACAACAAUACCUCGACCAGCAACUUCACCCUGAUGUCAGCUGGUGACAACAGAGCCCUGAUUUUAGAGAGCGAACAACUGCUUCAAGAUAAAGACCAUCUGGUUCUAGAGAUGAAACAACUACUUCUACAGAUUAACCAAUUGCUUCAAGGGAAAAACCAACUGGCAGACGAAAAGAAGGGGCUACAGGUCACUAACAGGCGCCUGACCGAUUACAAGAACAUGUUAAAUGCGAAGAUCCUCGAAAAACAGAAUCAGAUACACCAACUUUGGACCAUAAUAUUAGUGGCAGAAGAAAACAACCCAAGAUGUCCCCUGGGAUGGUGGACGUACAACUCCAGCUGUUACCAGCUUUCGUCUACGACAAACACCUGGGAGUAUGCCAGAAAGGACUGUGUGAGGAAAGGAGCUCAUUUGGUGAUUCUGAAUAAUAAAAUGGAAGAGAGAGUGGUCCGCAUUUUGGGAGGUGCUGUCAAAAUGUGGAUGGGCUUGAGUGGUCAGAAAAACCCAGUCUUAUCGGGAUGGACAUGGACAUGGGUGGAUGGGAGCCUGCCGUCUUUUACUAACUGGAAUGAUGUGGAGCCAGACUGUUUGAACACCUGGGCUUGGAGUUGUGCAUAUAUUGACGAAAGCAGGUCUCACUUGAAGAACUGGUUCCUGCACACCUGUCAAGAACAUCACUACUGGAUGUGUGAGAAGGAAUGUUCCAAUAUCUGACCUCAGUAAGGCUUGCAUAACAAACAUCUGCAUAUAUGUGCCUUCUAUUCAUUGUCAUUGUUAGUUUAAUGACUUUUUUCUCUAAUAACCUUGAAAUCGACGUGUCAAUGUAAGGCCACACGUUUUCCCUGUAAUCUGAGUCUGCACAUUGAGCAAGGCAUCAUCUGAAAGAAAUAUACAAAUGUGAACUUCAGAGGAGUAUUUUUUUGCUUUGUGUGAACCAGCUAGAACAAAAAAAGAAGAAGACAAUAUCUUGCCACUUAUUUGUUUAUGUUACGACUGGUUUUUUCUUUUUCUUUUUUUGUAUUUAGAGAUCAACCUCAAUCUUUAAUGCGUUUUACUCUGGCUAUGAGAGCCAUUAAAGGCAUGUUCAGCGCUUGCCUUUAGAAAGCAAUACCACUGAAUUGCAGCGUUCAAAUUUAGUUCAGCUACAAAUGUUUCACAUUCAUGGAACUGAUGAAUCUCCAAGAUGCCUUGGAGGUGUCAGGAAAACGGAACAAAACCCUUCAUACAAAUCAUGAGUUGUACGAACUACGGGUGACCACUAGAGGAUGUUAUUUUCUUAUUUUUUUAGUGACUUGUACCCUUCAUGUCAAUGAAAUGUAUUCUUACAGUUAUGAAAUCAGGAUUUUAGAAAGGGUUUGCAGCAAGCAGUCAGUUUAAUAUAUAUAUAUUUCAUUCAUCCUCUCAAAGCAUUUUCCUG
Molecule: messenger RNA, 1721 nt
Organism: Xiphias gladius (swordfish)
Lineage: Eukaryota; Metazoa; Chordata; Actinopteri; Istiophoriformes; Xiphiidae
Product: snaclec crotocetin-like
Exons: 6
Coding region: 119-1018 (299 amino acids)
Source: RefSeq, a predicted model, not a curated record